This is a messenger RNA of Sinocyclocheilus rhinocerous, 4520 nucleotides long. It is a transcript of the gene zmym4.1, whose product is annotated as zinc finger MYM-type containing 4, tandem duplicate 1. The record is from RefSeq and is a predicted model, not a curated record. NCBI's taxonomy places the organism in Eukaryota, Metazoa, Chordata, Actinopteri, Cypriniformes, Cyprinidae. The transcript has 27 exons. Gene Ontology annotation, molecular function: zinc ion binding. The coding region runs from base 228 to 4520 and encodes 1430 amino acids.
AGGGGGAAGAGCUUUCGCGGGAGAGCCAGCAGUCAGCUAGUUUAUUCUGUUUCAGCAACUUUUGCAGUAUUUCGAUGUUUUAAUGCAGAAGUAAUCAACCGUGCAUCUCGCAGGGGUUGUUUAUCGACUGUCUUUUGAGAGGGAUUGUUGAAAGAAUACGUCAGGCGUUUUAAGGAGUGAAGUCUGGCCCCUCACAGUCUACAGAGACAGUUUCACAGCUGGGCGCUAUGUCUGUCACAGGUGUCCCUAUGGCUAGUGAGGAUUCAACAGAACAACUUCCAGGAGAUGCAGCUGGUUCAGAAGUGAAGCCAGAUGCAGUGGAGUCAUGCCUGCUGGAUGCCACUGAGGCUGGUGUAAAUGAACCAAGCCGUCAAAACAGCCUUAUGGAAAGCCAAAAGAUGGAGCAGGAGGAAGUAGAGGAGAUGGAGGAAGAUCCGGAUUUAAGACAACAGUCGGGUGUGGACCAAGAAAACGGACCAGAAAAGAGCAAUGUAAGUGACCAGAAUGAAGAAGAAAAUUGUGCGCAGGAACACUCUGAGCAGAAGAAUGCUGGAGAAGAAGAGAAGAAUGAAGUGAGGAACAUCGCAGAGGAUGCAGCAUGGUGUUCAGAAGAGCUUGUGAUUGCUAAAGUCGAAGACCUUACCAAUGAAACGGCAAUAGAUGUGGACCAGGCUGAGGAUGGGAGGAUGGAGGUAGAUGGAUCAGAUGAUGCAGAGAAAUCUUUUCCUAAACCCAUAAAAAGAGAGAAAACGGAGCCACCUGUCUUGCAAACAGAGUCAGUGUUAAAAGCUGAGGUGAAACCUCAAGUGGCCCAGCUCUCUGCUGCCCUACCAGUGACGGUGAAGGAUGAGCCAAUGGAUGAGGAGUAUGAGAAAGCGUCGGUGUCACUGCGGCCAGUGGGAAACAUUAAAGAUGAGCCUGACACAGCAGCUGAGUUCAACCAGACACCUGAUUCGAUCAAGAUCAGCGCAGUUUUCUCUGUAGGAGGAAAUACCACAUCCAUUGUUCCAGCAGCUGCUCCAGCAAAGGUGGCACCAGUCCCUACACUAUCCCUUCAUUCUCUGGCCCCUGCCAAUCCAAUUGGUGUGGUCUGCACAGGAUGUAACAAAGUCCUCUUAAAGGGACAGACGGCUUUCCAGCGCAAAGGCUGUCCUAAACUCUACUGUUCACCUCAGUGUCUCUGCACCACCUCUAAUGUGGUGGUCAAGAUACCUCAGAAGAAACAAUGUCACCACUGCCACAAAGACAUUCUUGACCUGAAGGAUGUGAUCAAUGCCCCGGUGGACAUGUCAGGGACUGUGAAGGAGUUCUGCAGUCAGAAAUGCCUCAGUGCUUUAAGCUUCAAGUGCAGUGUUUGUCUUAAGACAGGAAUGACUUACACUCACGAAGUGAACUUAAUGGGCUCCAUCCAUAAGCUGUGCAGCAACAUCUGCUUCAACCAGUUCCGUUCCUCCAAUAAUCUGAACAUAAACAGCUGUGUGAACUGUGGAGGAUAUUGCUAUGGCACAGACAGUCAGUGUCCAUGUCUGCGGAUAGAGGGCAGUGUUAUGAAGUUCUGCAAACAAAACUGCCUCGUAGCCUUCAAAAAGAAAAGUUUGAAACCUGUCGGCUGCAAAAUUUGUCGUACCAUGCGCCCGGUUGCAGAAAUGGUGGACAGUCCAAACACGGAGGGUGUCCGGGAACUUUUCUGUUCAACUUGCUGUGUCACAGCGAAUAAAGUUCAGACUGUCAGUUCUUCAGGUGCUCCAGUGGAAUGCAACAGCUGCAAGCUUAAACUAACGCCUCAGUACCAUCUAGCCAUGUCUGACGGAACCAUCCAAAACUUCUGCUCCUUUUCAUGCGUAGUAUCAUAUCAGGAGUCCUUCAGUAAGAUGAAACCUGUCAUGCCAAUAAAUACUGUAACCUCUACAAGCAACAACACACCUACCCCAAAACAUCGUGCCCCCAAACCUGCUCCCUCAGAGUCCAGCUCAUCAGCGAAAACCAGUACUUCCAGUGGUCCAGCGCAGACAAUCACCAAGAUCCCUUGCUCUCAGUGUUUGAACUCAUUCUUCCACAGACCAGAGCUGCUGGAGUUCAAGAGGAAAAUGUACGCUUUCUGCAAUAAUAGUUGUGUUGAGGAGUUUAAACAGAUCAACAAUGUCAUGGCUCGCUGUGAAUACUGUAAGAUUGAUAAAGUUGUCAAGGAGGUGAAAAGGAUAAACAAGAUUGACCGCUCUUUCUGCAGUGAGGGAUGCAAGUUACUGUAUAAGCAUGACCUGGUCAAGCGCUGGGGGAAGAAACACUGUCGCAACUGCUUUUACUGUAGUGGAUCCGCUCAGGCUCUGGUGACUGAAGUUAUUGAUAACGUAGAGCAUGAGUUCUGUGGGAACAUAUGCUUAUCACAACACACCUUACUGAUGCGUAAGGAAAUAAAGUGCUCCAUGUGCAGGCAGGCCAAGAAGAUGAUGACGGAGACUGUGAAAUGGCUGGGUGAGAUCAAGCAUUUCUGCAGCUUGCAAUGCUUGAUGUUCUUUUGCAGUCUGCAGGGAACCACUGGGGCAGUCAGACCUGCAAACAAGACUUUGUCCACACAAGGGACAAGCCCAGCACCAUCUCCAGGCCCUCAAACUCCAGUUAAUCACACACCACUGGUAACUAAAGAGGCCACACCGGUCAUUGCCAGUAUUAUAUCACUCUCAAAUGUGUCCAAUGGACAGCCAGGUGUUUUGGGGAACAGCGUUCUGCAAGCCUCUGUUCCAGCUGCUACAGCAAAAAGUUCAGGAAAUGCGGCCAGCACACAGACAGACGGUGCGAAGGCUUCUGCGCCAGCACCUCGAAUCCUAAAGAACAAAGCCUUGCUUUGUAAACCAUUAAGUCAGAACAAAGGCACAUCUUGCAAACCCAAUGUCUGCGACAUGAAUACACAAACAGAUGGACCUUCCGUGAUAGUACUGCCUGUGCCAGUGCCAGUCUAUGUUCCACUUCCCAUGAAUCUCUACACCCAAUACACUCCGAAGUCUGUGGGGCUUCCGCUUCCGGUUCCGGUGCCUUUGUUCUUCCCCACUACUCUGGACAGUGCUGAGCGCAUUGUGAAGACCAUUCAGGAAAUCAAAGAGAAGAUCCCUGAUGACCCUCUGGAGGCCGACCUCAUCAUGAUGGCAGAGAUGGUGGCUGAGGAUGCAGAGAAGGAGAGAAGCAUGAUUGUUACUGAUCAGACUAGUAACAUAAUGGACGACCUUGAUCUGGAAGCCUUAUCUAGCAAUCUGAGUUGGGAGGAGGACUCUGUGUCUUCUGCCCAGACAUGGGAUCAAACCCCUGAGCCUGAGAGGCCUCCUCCAUCCAGAUCUGCCACACUGACCCCCGUCUCCACCGCAGCAGAAGAGCCACAGAUGGACUUGGAGGCCGAUUUCCCAAUGGAGAGCAUUGAGCUUUUCAGAGAGCCGACACAAACGGAGACAACAGAUUCUGGCAAACGGAGAUCUCGCAAGAGAAAACAUGACGGCUUCCCUCAGAAGAAAAGGGGCCGUAAGAGUGCAGCUGUUGUUCCAGUCAAAUCAGCGCUAGACAACCUCUCUAGCCUCUCAAAACUGCAACACGAGUAUGCUGUAAAUGCUUGGAAGGAAUGGGUACGCUGGAGGAACGCCCAACCCAACAUGGAGACUCCCAAAUUUGGCUCUCGCAGUAUGACACUAAAGGAGGAUUUGUUGAAAUGUUGCACUGCUGAAAUAAGCUACGGCCUCUGCAAGUUCAUUUCUGAGGUUCGUCGACCCAACGGAGAGAAAUACAGCCCUGACAGCAUCUUUUAUCUCUGCUUGGGAAUCCAGAAGUACCUGUUUGAGAACAAUCGGAUGGAGAACAUCUUCGCUGACGUCUUCUACACAAAAUUCUGCCAUGAACUGACCAACAUACUCAGACAGUGGAAACCAACUAUUUUGCCCAGUGGUUAUGUUCAUUCUCGUGUGGAGGAGGAGUAUCUGUGGGACUGUAAGCAGCUGGGGGCGUUUUCACCCGGUGUGCUGCUCAACACGCUGCUCUACUUCUUCACCAAGUACUUCAACUACAGGACAGUGGAGCAGCACCGCCGCCUCUCUUUUGGCCACAUUGUGCGCUGCUCUCGGAGCAAGGGCAACACAAAAGUGGCCUGUUUGCGUUUCUAUCCCCCCAAAGAGGACACAAGCACAGUUGGCGUCCCUACGAAGAAAAGGAAGGAAGAGGAGGAUGUCAGUGACACUGUAUAUGAGAUAAAAGAGAAUGCAGACAAUCCUCUUCGUUGUCCUGUCAGGCUGUAUGAGUUCUAUCUCUCAAAAUGCUCACCCAGCGUGAGGCAACGCACAACCGACUUUUACCUGAGCCCCGAGCGCUCCUGUGUACCCAACAGUCCCAUGUGGUUCUCAACCUCCUCUCUGAGUGAUGAGGUUCUGGACAGCAUGCUCACACGUAUCCUUACUGUCAGAGAGCUGCACUUGGAGGGAGACAAAUCACCCAAUGAGACUGAUUCAGACAGUGAAUCGGACUUCAGGCCGUUAAUAAAGGCCUGA